Molecule: messenger RNA, 509 nt
Organism: Tinamus guttatus (white-throated tinamou)
Lineage: Eukaryota; Metazoa; Chordata; Aves; Tinamiformes; Tinamidae
Source: RefSeq, a predicted model, not a curated record
AUGGUCCAGGAGGAAAAGAAGGGCAAGGCCUCGCUGGCCGACGCGCUGCCCCUGCACAUCGCGCCCCGCUGGUUCAGCGCGCACAGCGGUUUCAAGUGCCCCAUUUGCUCCAAAUCCGUGGCUUCUGAUGAGAUGGAAAUGCACUUUAUCAUGUGUCUGAGUAAACCUCGCCUCUCCUACAAUGAUGAUGUGCUGACCAAGGACGCCGGCGAGUGCGUGAUCUGUUUGGAGGAGCUGCUGCAGGGGGACACGAUAGCCAGGCUGCCCUGCCUCUGCAUUUACCACAAAAGCUACAGCAUGGUCUGUAUAGAUUCCUGGUUUGAAGUGAACAGAUCCUGCCCAGAGCAUCCUUCUGAUUGACCCCCUGGGCGUGCUUGCUGGCUUCUCUCUAAGGGCACCUUGCUAUACCUGCUGUACCUCCUCUCCCUGUCCCACCCACCCUGUCUGGAGUUUUGGGUUGACUUCAAAUUCCUCAAAAAGAAGAAGAAAAACGAAAAAACAGAAACUUG